Messenger RNA from Trichobilharzia szidati, 1217 nucleotides. NCBI's taxonomy places the organism in Eukaryota, Metazoa, Platyhelminthes, Trematoda, Strigeidida, Schistosomatidae. The record is from the annotation of a GenBank genome assembly.
AUCAGAUGCGUCCGUAGCAGAACGCUGUCACUACACUACAUAAAUGCAACUCACUGGGACAUUUGAUGUGAAACUCGGCAAGAGUUUUCUCCAUCGAGAUCCAACAGCCUCCUCCUAUAUGACAAUGCGUUGUGAUUUUAUGCCUGCCUCAGUGGACCGAUCACAACCUGGCUCAAUCAGGGUAAAUGAAGGUAACGAAGUGGUUGUUAACAUGCCUAAUGUAACAAGCACGACAUCGGAGAACACAACAGCAACGACAACAACAACUACUACAUUUCGUGGGACUGCUCGUUCUGUUCAGAAAGAAUGUAUUUUGAUAUAUAAUAAAAAUACUCAUGAAGUGACUUUAGAACGGAUUGCACAUACUGUACAGUUGAAGAAAACUCGCGAGGGACGAAAUCCCGAAACCUCCUGUCCGCCUAAAUCUGAGGCUACACAAAAACCAGCGAACGAUCCAGAGAUGUCAAAUACUACAGCACAACAACAGUCAUCACAGAAGAAAACACACUCGAGAACUCUGAGCAGCAGUAGUAGUGGUUCCAGUGGCAGCAAUAGCAGUGGCAGUUGUGAUAUGGACGUGGAGUCAUCCGACAGUGAUGAUGAUGGCGACAGUGUUUCAGAUCGAAGUGAUUCAACUUCUUCUACUCUGAGCAGUUUAUCAUCAAGUAAACGGAAGAAAUCAGUGAGAACUAAGCCACCGUCUUCGCAUACAAAAUGUGACGCUAAAGCGGCGUCGGCGCCGGUGGCGGCAGUGGUGGUCAAUUCGAAUUCGGCAGCUCAUCGUAAAUUAAUUGAGCAUGAUUUAAAGUUAAGUGAUUCUGACUCUGAUUGCUGCAGUGACUGACUGACUGACUAGGAGAAGGAGAAGGAGAAGUAGAUGUACACUACACACAACCGAAGGAAUUAGUUUUGCCAAUUGUAAAUAUACAUUUUAACACAAUCUUUAUUGUAGUAAUAAUUGUGAUGUGAUCAAUGCUAAAUAUUUGUAAAAUGUUUCGAAAACUGAUUAGUUUUUUCUUUCUUUUUUUGACAGAUCUUGUGAUAUUUUAUCUAUUUAUCAUUAAAAAAAAUAAAUACUGUUGUCUCCCUGUACCACAUCUCAUUUUUUCCCUUGAACUUUUAACAGUAAUCGAUUUUUGUUCGAUGGAGAUUUUUACUCAUUAACUUUCUUUAAUGUUUAUAGUGUGUAGUGUGUAUUGUGACUGUGUGUGUGUGUG